Messenger RNA from Paralichthys olivaceus (Japanese flounder), 899 nucleotides. The record is from RefSeq and is a predicted model, not a curated record. Lineage: Eukaryota; Metazoa; Chordata; Actinopteri; Pleuronectiformes; Paralichthyidae.
UCUCCAGGUAUUCGGCCCCAAAUCAUGAACGGGCCAAUGCAUCCGCGCCCCCUGGUGGCGCUGCUGGAUGGGCGUGACUGCACCGUGGAGAUGCCCAUCCUGAAAGACUUGGCAACUGUUGCGUUUUGCGACGCUCAGUCCACACAGGAGAUACACGAGAAGGUGCUCAAUGAGGCGGUGGGAGCCAUGAUGUACCACACCAUCACCCUGACCAGAGAGGAUCUGGAAAAGUUCAAAGCUCUGCGCAUCAUCAUCCGCAUCGGCAGCGGCUACGACAACAUCGACAUCAAGGCUGCUGGAGAGCUGGGAAUCGCUGUGUGUAACAUUCCCUCGGCGGCUGUGGAGGAGACAGCGGACUCCACCCUGUGCCACAUCCUCAACCUUUACAGGCGAAACACCUGGCUCUACCAGGCUCUCCGGGAAGGCACGCGUGUCCAGAGCGUGGAGCAGAUUCGCGAGGUGGCCUCCGGUGCCGCCCGCAUCCGUGGCGAAACCCUCGGCCUCAUCGGCUUCGGUCGGUCGGGCCAGGCGGUGGCGGUGCGAGCCAAGGUCUUCGGCUUCAACGUCAUCUUCUACGACCCCUACCUGCAGGACGGCCUGGAGCGCUCGCUGGGCGUCCAGCGCGUCUACACCCUGCAGGACCUGCUCUACCAGAGCGACUGUGUCUCCCUACACUGCAACCUGAACGAACACAACCACCACCUCAUCAACGACUUCACCAUCAAACAGAUGCGUCAGGGUGCGUUCCUGGUCAAUACUGCGCGGGGUGGUCUGGUGGAUGAGAAGGCCUUGGCCCAGGCGUUGAAGGAGGGCAGGAUACGUGGAGCUGCCCUGGACGUCCACGAGACGGAGCCCUUCAGGUGAAUAAAUGUACACGCGAAAGAUUCUCACAAACCAGG